Messenger RNA from Nanorana parkeri, 2352 nucleotides. Its product is annotated as solute carrier family 22 member 6-A-like. The coding region runs from base 655 to 2319 and encodes 554 amino acids. Gene Ontology annotation, molecular function: transmembrane transporter activity. Gene Ontology annotation, biological process: transmembrane transport. Gene Ontology annotation, cellular component: membrane. The record is from RefSeq and is a predicted model, not a curated record. Lineage: Eukaryota; Metazoa; Chordata; Amphibia; Anura; Dicroglossidae. The transcript has 11 exons.
UCCAAAGUCUCUCAGCCGAUACUUAAUUUUUACUGCUAUAUGGUAUCUUCUAAAUAGUUUCAACCACAAGUUCUAUUGUGACCUGCUUGAUGGAACCCUAGGCUAACUGCAUAUGCUAAAGGUAAGAAAGAUUUUAUAACUGAAGAAAGUCACAACUGCAUCGCCUUGACGCUGAAAAGGUUAACAAAAGAAAAUUACUUUUUGAGACAAAACAUUAACUGAAACACUGAACACAAUCUUUUGCCUAAAUUGGUGCGGAAAACAAAAUUAUGAACGCCCAUUACAGUGUGAUAAAAAUCUAAAGAAAAUUCAAAGAUUAUCUAUGAAACUACAGUGAUUAUCAAAGACUUGGUAUAAGGGUUUCCAAUACUGAAAGAAUAAAGAACAUAAUUCUGAGCGAGAAGAGAGGAUUUCAUUAUAAUCCUGUUUAAGAAUGCCUGUGGAAAUGUUGGCAUGAGUUCCUCAGAAAACAGAAUAUAGAACAGUGAAUUUUCUCCAGCAUUGUUCUGCCCUCUGUGCUGUGCUGUGGAAAAGUUAUUGUUGAAGUUCAAUCUCAAGAGGAAAAACAGCUUUAUCUACAGUUAAAAUAAAGACUAUUUUUUUCCAUAUUUGGGUGGUGAAAGUGAUUAGGGAGGUCAAGCUGAGUUAUCAGCCAUGGCAUUUGCUGAUCUUUUGGAAAAAACUGGAGGCAUGGGACGGUUCCAGAUCAUACACGUUACAUUGCUAUGCAUUCCAAUAUUGUUAAUGGCCAGCCAUAACCUGCUCCAAAACUUCAGUGCUGCAAUUCCAAGCCACGUGUGCAAAAUAAAUGACACGGGGGCUGUUAACAGCAGUAUUGUCACCGAGGGUUGGGUGGGGGUCUUUAUACCUCUGAAUGAGCAGGGGAGGCCUGAAUCAUGCCUGGAGUUUGCUGACGUACAAUGGAGAAAGGUGGAUUCCAACGACACGUGGCUUAACAGUACAGAUGCAGAAACAAGACCCUGCACAAAUGGUUGGGAGUAUGAUCGGGAGGAGUUCAGCUCAACUAUAAUCACUGAAUGGGAUUUGGUGUGCAGCACCAAACACAAAAGACAGCUGGCUCAGUCCUUGUACAUGGCAGGUGUGCUUGUGGGAGCCAUUAUCCUGGGAGGCCUGUCAGACAAGUACGGUCGAAGGGCAUUGCUAAUUUGGUCAUACUUACAAAUGGCUGUCUGUGGGAUCUGCACUACCUUUUCUCCAAACUACCUCUCCUACUGUGUAUUCCGGUUUCUUUGUGGGAUGGCUCUGUCUGGAAUUGGGCUGAACACUACUGCCUUAAUUGUGGAAUGGGUUCCAACCAACGUUCGCACAAUAACAGGCACUCUGGCGGGAUAUUCCUAUACUGUUGGACAACUCCUUCUUGCAGGUUUAGCAUAUGGCAUUAGAGACUGGCGAUGGUUGCAGCUUUCUGUUUCUCUACCAUUUUUCCUGUACUUCUUAUACUCCUGGUGGUUCCCUGAAUCUGCCCGCUGGCUCGUCCUCUCUGGCAAACCUGCCAAGGCAGUCAGUCAGAUGAAGAGAGUGGGCAUGUUUAACGGAAGGAAAGAAGAAGCCGAGAAAAUUACUUUAGAGACCCUGAAAGCUGAUAUGAUGAAAGAGAUGGCUUGUGGGAAUUCAACUUAUACUGUGUUUGAUUUGGUCCGAACCAGAACUGUGCGCAGAAUAUCCUUUGCUGUGAGCUUUGUGUGGUUCUCUACUAGUUUCGCCUAUUAUGGAUUAGCAAUGGACCUACAAAAAUUUGGAGUCAGCAUCUACCUUAUCCAGGUUAUCUUUGGGGCUGUCGAUUUUCCAGCCAAGCUAGUUUCUACCACAUGCAUGAUCUACAUUGGCCGAAGGGUCACACAGUUCUUUUCCCUCUUCCUUGGAGGGCUGGCAAUCCUGGCUAACAUCUUCGUACCAGCUGAGCUGCAGACACUGAGGACCAGCUUUGCAGUGUUUGGAAAGGGCUGUUUGGCUGCUUCUUUUAGCUGUGUUUUUCUUUAUACCACAGAACUUUAUCCUACAGUCAUCAGACAGAGUGGUCUUGGCUUGGGCAGUACCAUGGCACGUAUAGGCGGCAUUGUGGCUCCUCUAGUGAAGAUGCUUGGUGAAUUCUAUCCUUUCUUACCACUGGUCAUAUAUGGAAGUGCACCAAUUAUAUCUGGAUUACUAGUAUAUUUCUUACCUGAGACAGUUAACAAACCACUGCCAGACACCAUUGAAGAGGUAGAAGAAGGGAAAGAAUCCCCAGUGAAAGAGGAGAAAAAAGAGAUUGUGCCUCUACAAACAAUGAAAGCCAACCCUGUGCGUGAGGUGGUAUGACAUCAGAAAUGGAAUCAAACACUGACAGCCUCC